AUGACACGUGCCUGUUGGAGUGUAGGAACUGGAUCUUUGAUCGGUGAAGAUCGUAGUCCGUACAUCCGACAAUUACAAACGUUGAUCGAACGAUUCAAAAAAGGACUGCUAAACAUCGAAAUAAAGCAUACUUUUUACAAGAUCAAGGAUUACAAACAGAAACAACAACGCAUAAAACAGUUAGUAACCAGUCAAACUGGAGAACAACUCAUAAAAAGUUUCGAUCAAACACAAGCACUGUCGUACAACAGACUAAUGCGUGCACACAAACAAACCACCAAUGCAAAGCUUACAAAACUGCUAACAAAGUCAAUCGAGCAACAAUACGUCAUACCAACACUGAAUGAACGGUCAAUACUAAAUGCAACCCCUAUCAACGUACCACACGAUGUCGAGGUCUUGCUCAGUCUAGGACCAAAAUUUGCUUUGCCUACACAAAACAUAAAACCAUGCCAACUGUAUCACCUGUUGGCAGAUAUCGAAUCCAUACUGACCACACACCAAGAUAAACAGGUUCAAGAUAAAAAUCGCUGUGCCAUAGUAAACCAAAUACAAAACUACAUAACUCGCAAUAAUAAAUGCCAGUACAAAACACCACUGCUAAAGUUCUGUGAGAAUGCCACCAAAAGUUUGAAAACGUUCAUACAUGAACACAAAAAUACAUACGUUGUGGAGUCAGACAAGGGCAAACGGAUGGUAAUUAUGCAGGCAGACGAAUAUGACAGAAAAAGGUUACAACUGUUAAACAGCUCCACUUACAUAGUACUAUCCAAGGAUCCAACUGCCGUCUACCAAACCAAAAACAAUUCGUUUGUUACACGACUGUUAAAUCUAAAACUAAUAGACAAAAAAAUGGCUAAACAUCUACAUAGUUCUUCGGCAAUGUGCCCAUCAAUCUAUGGACAACCCAAAGCACAUAAACCAGAUUUACCACUCCGUCCCGUAGUACCCAACACAACGACACCUACGUACAAUUUGUCAAAAAUGAUAGCGAACAUUCUUAAACAAAGCAUACACAGCAAUUACACCAUUACCGACAGCUUCGAAUUCGUUGAGUACAUUAACAAUAUCAUCCUCCCAUCUGAUUACGUAUUGGUAUCUUUCGAUGUUAUAUCGCUUUUUACUAACAUACCUAAGGAUCUAGUAAUACAUGACAUUAUUAUGCAAUGGGACCAAAUAAGCAAACACACCAAUAUCAACCUUGAUUUAUUUCUGGAGAUCGUCGAGUUCUGUAUCAACAGCAGUUACUUCCGUUUUCGCGAUAAAUACUAUCAACAGACCUUCGGCACAGCAAUGGGCAGCCCUUUAUCACCCAUUCUAGCUGAGUUGGUUAUAGAAAAUUUGAUAAACACAGUUAAAAAGGAUCUAACGUUCAACACACCUAUACUCAAAAAGUAUGUGGAUGAUUUCAUACUCGCAUUACCAAAAUCAGAAGUACAAAAUACACUACAAAAGUUCAACAGCUAUAAUCCCCACAUACAGUUCACAUUAGAGGAGGAAAGUGAUAACAAACUACCGUUCUUAGACACCUUGGUAAUCCGUCAAAACAACCAAACCAUAUCAACAAAAUGGUAUUCAAAGCCGAUAUCAUCCGGACGACUACUAAACUACCAUUCGUUCCACCCGAUGCUGAUGAAAAUGAACGUAGCAACAAAUUUUAUUGAACGAGUUACCAAACUUGAUACAACUCAGACAAUGGACCAACAAAAGCACACCAUUUUUCAAUAUCUCCGUCAAAACAACUAUCCCGCAUCACUCAUAAACCGUUUGAUAAAUAAAAUUCGCAAAAAAUCAUCAUCAACCACUACACCAAAAACCAAUAGUCAAAUCAUCAGCUCAUUAAAUGAAAACCUUCCUGCUAACCCCGAUAUACCCACACAACCAACAAUAGCCAGCUGUUCCAGCACUGAUCAACGAAAUACCAUAUAUAGAUCCAUACCACAUAUCAAUCAACUCACAACAGCAAUAUCAACAUAUUUGAAAAAAGACUAUCCGUUCAUCAAACUCGCACCGAAAACCAUCCAUACAACAAAUAAAUAUUUACCACCGAUCAAAGAUCCAGUUCCUACACUCCAACAGGCACGUGUCAUCUACAGCAUUCCGUGCAACACAUGCGACAAAUGUUACAUAGGAAUGACUUCAAAUCAACUAAAAACAGACCUGGACACAUAG
Messenger RNA from Malaya genurostris, 2172 nucleotides. RefSeq lists its product as uncharacterized. NCBI's taxonomy places the organism in Eukaryota, Metazoa, Arthropoda, Insecta, Diptera, Culicidae. The transcript has 3 exons. The coding region runs from base 1 to 2172 and encodes 723 amino acids. The record is from RefSeq and is a predicted model, not a curated record.